AAGUCAUUUUUAUUGUGAUAAAAAUUUCCGAUGCUCUUCUUCUGUCAGUUGUCAAAUUGACAUUGAUGCUUAAGAUGUUUCGUUUAGAAAUGAAAUGAAGAAAAUUGUGUUAAAUCCAGUUUUGUGCACCCGAUAUUUCCACAACUGUCGAAUACUCACCAGUAGAUUCAGGAAAGAAUCUCAGUUCCGCGUCAGAGCAAGAAUCCCCACGACGAUGGAACCUUCGACGGAGAAGCGACCUUUUAAAGUGUCCAUCGAGGGCAACAUAGGGGCUGGAAAGUCGACUUUGGUCGAGUACUUUAGUAAAAUCACUGGCAUAGAAACUUAUGGAGAACCCAUCGACUACUGGCGCAACUUAAACGGCAGCAACCUCCUAGAACUGAUGUACUCCAACAUCAACCAGUGGUUAAAAGUCUUCCAAACCUACGUUCAGUUAAGUCGACUUAAAGUUCAAACUUCAAAACCCAAAAACCCUGACACCACAGUACAAAUCUUUGAAAGGUCGCUCCAAAAUAACAGAUAUUGUUUCGUCGAGUUGGCGCGAAAGAGUGGAUCCUUGAGUGAGCCGGAUUACGCAGUAUUGGACGAAUGGUACAAAUGGAUACAAAAUAAUAUCAAUAUUAAUUUAGAUCUGAUAGUUUAUUUAAGAAGUACACCUGAGGUGGUUUUUGAAAGGAUAAAGGCGCGGGGACGUCCUGAGGAGAGAGGAAUUUCUUUGGAUUAUUUAACGCAGUUGCACCAAAGUCACGAAGAGUGGCUUAUUAAAGGCAAACACAACUCGAUUCCUGUUUUGGUGAUGGACGCGGACCAGACUUUAGAAGACGUCCGAGAGCAGUUUAAGUUGAACGAAAGUAGAAUCUUAGGUGGCAAGAUGAGUGGAUAAGUGCCUUGGUUCGUUGAUAGAGAUCAUUCAAGUGCAAGAUUCCUGACAUUUUUAUUUGAUAUUUAUACAUAUUUUGAAUGUGAUUCUCAUGAUUUGUAAUAUUUUUACAAGAAUACACUUAAUACAUGUCAUAAAAUAUA
This is a messenger RNA of Zophobas morio, 1023 nucleotides long. RefSeq names its product deoxynucleoside kinase-like. The record is from RefSeq and is a predicted model, not a curated record. The transcript is spliced from 5 exons. Lineage: Eukaryota; Metazoa; Arthropoda; Insecta; Coleoptera; Tenebrionidae. Gene Ontology annotation, cellular component: cytoplasm. The coding region runs from base 95 to 883 and encodes 262 amino acids. Gene Ontology annotation, molecular function: ATP binding; deoxynucleoside kinase activity. Gene Ontology annotation, biological process: nucleobase-containing compound metabolic process.